GCGUAGGAAGCGUAGCACCUGCCACAAGACUUCGAAGUCCCUCGCCGUGCAUGGCGCCAAGCUUCCUAGACAUGGAGGCGGCACCGGAGAAGGCGGAGAAGGAAGUGCCUCCCAGAAUGCCGCCCUGCUUACGUGUUUUCGUCAUCGUCCUAUUCAAUUUCACCACCAGCAUCAUGUUGGUGAACUCUGUGAAGUGUUUGUAUGACUUGUGCGGAUUCAAGUUCCCACUCUUCAUUGCGUCCAUGCACAUGGUCUUCUCUUGGAUGGCCACGGCCAUGUUUGGAGCCUCACCAGAUGGAGAGGGACAGGUUUUGCUCCCGAUGGCCGAGCGGAUUCGGAAGGUCCUGCCCUUCACAAUCCUGCAGGCCGCGUCGAUCGCAUGUUCCAACCUUGCUUUGACCUAUCUCUACCCAUCCUACCAUGAGAUGGUUCAGUCUUUGACCCCUCUCUUCACCUUGACGGUCAGCGUAUUGUUGGAAGGAAAGCGCUAUAACUGCUGGGCCUACUGGGCAAUGAUCCCAGUAUGUGGAGGGGGAGCGAUUUGCUCUUUCAAUGAAGUGAACUUCUCACUCAUCGGCAGUAUGCUCUCGAUUUCAGCCGUAGUGUUCCGGGCCUUGAAGACCAUGUUGCAAGGACGGCUUUUAUGCGAACAGAAAGUGGACUCCAUCACUUUGUGCUACUACAUGUCACCCUUCAACCUUGCAAUCCUUGGCACAGCUUCAGCAUUAACUGAAGGAUGGAGACCUUGGAGGAUGCUUCUCACAGCUGAAAGCAGUUUUGCUGAGCACUCCUACCUCCUCAUGUCACUCACAGUGUCUAGUAUUCUCGCUUGCGCUUUCAACAUCCUAAGCUACCUCACCAUCAAGCACCUUUCUCCCGUUGGUGCAAACGUCAUGGGAAAUGCCAAGACACCGGCCAUCAUCUUCUUUUCCAUGCUCAUCUUUGGAAACGCUGUAGCACCUUUGCAAGUGCUUGGACUGAUUGUGACAUUUUGUGGCAUAUUUUUGCACGCACAGAAGGGUCGUGUUGUGAACAAGUGAAUGUGGGUCCAAACUUGUUGCCCCUCAACACGAUCAUCAUCCCUCAGCCACCAAGUAAAAAUUGCAAGUCCUUUCAGUGUUGGGUGCUCUCUUGGGUUUUGACCCACACCCAAGUGGCGGGAAAGAACCGGCCAGACAUUUUGCUUCAUGGAAAACCAUGAAGCACCUGCACCACAUGCACGUCGCACGUGCAAACGGCCUCUCAGCCUUUGAGAUUUGCAGAAGUGCCAGAUCUGGAGAUUCGGGCUGGGAAGCUGACUGCAAUUGAGAGAAAAUGAAAAUAUGUCAUGUUCAGAUUGGGAGUUAAACUGC
Messenger RNA from Durusdinium trenchii, 1352 nucleotides. Lineage: Eukaryota; Dinophyceae; Suessiales; Symbiodiniaceae. The record is from the annotation of a GenBank genome assembly.